Molecule: messenger RNA, 1574 nt
Organism: Rhopalosiphum padi (bird cherry-oat aphid)
Lineage: Eukaryota; Metazoa; Arthropoda; Insecta; Hemiptera; Aphididae
Exons: 2
Coding region: 136-1179 (347 amino acids)
Source: RefSeq, a predicted model, not a curated record
UUUGAUAACACGUAUCUACCAUAAUGAACAAUAUUAUAAUAUUAUUCAACAUAAACGCUGGUGGAGCUAGACUGCUAGUCUAAGACGGUUCAGACCUUAUAAUAUUGAACGUCUUACUAUACAGCAUUAUACAUCAUGACAUCAAAAAGAAGAAUUAAACACCUAUUGGAUCUUGCUAAUGAAGCUAAUAAUAAAGAUGACGCUAUGAACAACAUUACAUAUUAUAAAAAAAAAAGUAAGACAAAUAUUACCAAUUUCUCUAAUAGGAAACCAAAAUAUGAAACUAAUUUAAUAGCCAAUUCAUCUAUUUCAAAAACAAAAUAUUAUGAAGUUUUAACAAAAGAUUCCUUAAAGGAUAUUGAAUUCAUUUAUGAGAAUGUUGUAACUUCUAUAAAUGAACCAGAUAAUAUUUAUAAUGAAAAUAAUUUAAAUGUUCCUAAUAAUACUUCACCAACCACUGAAAAUCAAGUUGAUGACAGUAUUUAUGACAAGACUGACUGUAUAACUAAUUUUGAAACUGAUAAUGAUGAAUUUAAUAAUUAUGAAGAUUGCUUAAAGGAUAAUAUUGAAUUAACUUAUGAGGAUAUAAAAGUUGUAACUUCCAUUGAUGUACCAGGUAAUAUUUCUAAUGAAAAUAAUUUAAAUGUUCCUAAUAAUACUUCACCAACCAUUGAAAAUCAAGUUGAUGACAGUAUUUAUGACAAGACUGACUGUAUAACUAAUUUUGAAACUGAUAAUGAUGAAUUUAUUAAUUAUGAUCAUGACUAUUCAAAAGAAAUUGAAAUUGAAACUUCAGAUUCAAUCACUGACAAAAGAGUGCGUAAAAGAGGUAUAAUAUCACAAAAAAAAAAUUGGAAUAGGGAAGUUAUGCAACAAAAUAGAUUGCUAGGAAAGGCAUACAUAAAUAUGAUUAAAUAUGAUCCCACAACCAAAAAAAUAUAUUACAAAAUAAAUUUUGAACAUGAAUAUACAGAAUUACCCCAGUACCAUCGAACAAAAAAAACUAUAGAUCUGUCCAUCAACACACCUUGUUUGUAUAAUAGCAGAAUUCCUAUUACUCUGUCCAAGUGGAUUGAUCUCCAAAAAUUAAAAACUGUUCUACCAACUGAUGUCCAUGAUUAUUAUGACAAUAUACCUCACUUAAAGACUUAUAAAGAAAGAAAAUGUGAUAAAAUUUAGUUAUUAUGUUUUUUUUUUUUGUUAUAAUUAUUAUUAUUAUGUUUUAACAAGAUUUUUUAUUAUUUUAUUUUAGUGAAUUGUUAUAUUUUGUAUAUUAUUAUUUAUACUAUAAUGCAGUUUUAUUGGUGUUCAGUAUUAAUUAAGAUAAUAUUAAAUAAGGAAUUAUAACAAUUUAUAAUGUGGUAAAAAUCAGAUAUUAUGUUUUUUUUUUUUAUAAUUAUUAUGUUUUAACAAGAUAUUUUUAUUUUAGUUAACUGUUGUAUAUUUUAUAUUAUUAUUAUUUAUACUACACACCUAGUUCAAGUUUUUGAUUUUAAUUAAUAUAUUUUAUUGUUUAUGUUUUUUAUUGAUUUGUAAAAUAAAACAGGUUCAUUUAUUUCAAAAUUUAAAAUGUA